Ascoidea rubescens DSM 1968 is the source of this 1513-nucleotide messenger RNA. RefSeq lists its product as uncharacterized. Bases 115 to 1137 code for a protein of 340 amino acids. Lineage: Eukaryota; Fungi; Ascomycota; Saccharomycetes; Ascoideales; Ascoideaceae. The record is from RefSeq and is a predicted model, not a curated record. The transcript has a single exon.
GCUGAACAGCAUGUGAUAUAGCCCUCCAGAAGUGGGACAUGCGUAGGUCAUAAAGAUUCUGCUUCUUCUGCUGUUUUUGCUGUUUUUGCUGUUUCUACUUCUUCUCCAGCAAAGAUGAAUGCCCACCAAACCUUGAUAAAACACUAUCGCCAGGCAUGUCUUGCCUGCCGCUUCACCUUUUUGAACUCCAUAAACUCAGCUGAAGAGUUUUCCUAUGUCUUCAACAAUCUCAACAAGUUUGGCCAUAUUGUCAAAUUCAACGAUAUCCAUCUCGAUGAUCUUCAUUCCAACAAAACUAUGCAAAAGAUAUCAUCUUCUCAGCUGAACCAGAUAAAAAAAUUCACUUCUGGCUCGAAACAGCAUGAAAAUUCAGUCUGGUUGAAAAAUUAUCAAAAACUUUACAACAUCAAAGAAUUGGAUCAAAAUCUCAAUAACGAUGUAUUGAAUAUUUCAAAGGUCUACAACUCGAUUUUUAACUCCACUUUACAGAAAAACUUCACCGAAUUAUUUGUCAUUUUUUCAAUUGAUCCUUAUUUAGCAGAUAUCAAUGAAGGACAUUUUAAUAAAUUUAAUGCUGAUAAAUUAACUCUAAUGAAAAAUUUAUCCGAUCUACGAGGAAUGCCAAAAUUGAUAGAAUAUUCAAAAUUAUUCAUCCCAACACCAAAAAAUCAAAAUAUAAAUAAAGACAAUCAAAAUCCCUUAAAAACAAAUGUUUUCAAAAACAAAAAAUCUUCCAUAAAAACUGACUAUCAAGACUACCUAAUUAAUGGAAUAAAACCAAGGUUAAGUGAUAACUCUUCAAACGUUAAUUUAACAAUUGCAACAAGAGAAUCUCCCUUUUUUUUUGUUCAAAAUGAUGAUAAAAACAACAAUAGUGGCAAAAAGUCAAGAAAUCUAACAUUUGACUACUCGAAAUCUUAUUCAAUAAAAACAAAAUUUAUUAAUGAAAAUGAUGAAGAUUUCUCUCAACUUUUUAGAAAUGAGUUUCUUUAUGACACUGAUGAUUUAGAUCAUAGUAUUUUUAAUAAUAAUAAUAAAAAUAAAAAUAAUAACAACAACAAUAUUAAUAAUAUUAAUAAAAAAAAUAACAAUAUAGAGAAAAAAUUAAACUCAAUUCUUCUCAGUUUUUAUAAAUAAUUAAGAAGUUGUCAAAUUGUAUUACUUCCGUAAUUUUUUUUAUUUCGGUCCUAAAAAUCCAUUCUUUUUUCCCUUUCUUUAUUAAUUUUUAUCACUAAAUUGCUAAUGCCCAUUCGAUCUGCUAUCCUACUAGCUGCAAUUAAUCCCUUAUCUUCUUUGAUCUCAUAAAUCAUUUCGUUAGCCUUUCCAAUCUCUUCAUUUACACAAUAUUUACCAAAUAACUUUAAUAAACAUCGAUCAAACUCAACAUUUAAUUUUUGCAAGAGUUCUUUAUUCUCAUCUUCUUUAUUUCCAUCACUAUUAUUUCUCUUGUAAUAUUUCCAAUUGAAUUCAAUAUUCCCAUUUUCUUCAUCAAUAAUAUCAAUCUCAUCAUCAG